This is a messenger RNA of Quercus robur (English oak), 2361 nucleotides long. Its product is annotated as putative pentatricopeptide repeat-containing protein At1g69350, mitochondrial. Bases 1 to 2361 code for a protein of 786 amino acids. Gene Ontology annotation, molecular function: protein binding; RNA binding. Gene Ontology annotation, biological process: RNA modification. The record is from RefSeq and is a predicted model, not a curated record. The transcript has a single exon. Lineage: Eukaryota; Viridiplantae; Streptophyta; Magnoliopsida; Fagales; Fagaceae.
AUGACACUCUAUAUGCCUCUGUUCAGGUCUUGUACCACUUUAAGAACACUAACCCAACUCCAUGCCCAUCUCUUUGUCACUGGCCUUCAUAAAGACCCACUUGCCACCACCAAACUGGUUGAGUCUUAUUCUCAAAUGGAUGACCUCCAAACUUCAAGACUUGUCUUUGAGAGUUUCCCUUCACCAGAUUCUUUCAUGUGGGGUGUACUUAUUAAGUGUCAUGUUUGGAACCACUUCUUUGAAGAGUCCAUUUCAUUGUAUCAUAAAAUGAUGUACCAUCAAGUCCAUGUCAAUGGAUUUAUAUAUCCUAACAUUCUAAGAGCUUGUUCUGGUUUUGGUGAUCUGGGUAUUGGUGGGAAGGUCCAUGGGAGGAUAAUCAAAUGUGGGUUUGAUACUGAUGCUAUUGUUGAAACUUCAUUGCUUAGUAUGUAUGGUGAAAUGGGAUGCUUAUAUAAUGCGCACAAGAUAUUUGAUGGAAUGCCGAUGAAAGAUGUGGUUUUGUGGAGUUCGAUUAUAUCGUGUUACGUUGAGAAUGGAGAGGCAAGUGAAGGGUUGGAUUUUUUUUAUAGGAUGAUUUGUCAAGGUGUUGAACCAGAUUCGGUGACAAUGCUUAGUGUAGCUGAGGCUUGUGGUGACUUAGGUUUUCUGAGACUAGCAAGGUCAGUUCAUGGUCAAAUUGUGACAAUGACAAUUAAAAAUGAAGGGUCUUUGGAUAAUUCUCUAAUUGUAAUGUAUACUAAAUGUGGUGAUUUACAUAGUGCAGAGAAGAUCUUUCAAAAUGUUACUCAACGGCAUACUGCUUCUUGGACUGCAAUGAUUACAUGCUACAACCAAACUGGUUGCUUCCAAGAAGCAAUAGGUGUUUUUCUUGAGAUGCAAGAGUCUAAAGUGGAACCCAAUUCAGUAACCAUGAUGGUUGUCAUAUGUUCUUGUGCUAGGUUAGGUUUGCUUAGAGAAGGGAAGUCGGUUCAUUGUUUUGUAACCAGAAAAGCGUUAGAUGCUGACCUUGAUUUUGUUGGGCCAGCAUUAAUAGAAUUAUAUGUUGAAUGUGGAAAACUAAAUAAUUAUGAGGAGGUUCUUCGUGUAAUUGCGGAGAGAAAUAUUGUCUCAUGGAACAUGCUAAUAUCUCUUUAUGCUCGGAAAGGAUUGUUGAAGCAGGCAUUAGUGUUAUUUGUGCAGAUGCAGACACAGGGACUGAUGCCAGAUUCAUAUGGCCUGACAGGUUCUCUUUCAGCUUGUGGAAGUGUGGGUUCAAUACAGCUUGGAUAUCAGAUUCAUGGUCAUGUUAUCAAAAGGGGUAUUUUGGAUGAGUUUGUCCAGAAUUCACUAAUUGAUAUGUACUCGAAAUGUGGCCUUGUGAAUUGUGGAUACAAGAUAUUUGAAAGGAUUGAACAGAGAAGUGUGAUAACUUGGAGUUCUAUGGUUUGUGGAUUUUUUCAGAAUGGUAAUUCAGAAGAGGCAAUCAGGUUGUUUGAUCAAAUGUAUAUGAAUGGAAUUGAGAUGAAUGAAGUCACUUUCUUAAGUGUAAUUCAAGCAUGCUCCCAUUUGGGUCAUCUAGAAAAAGGAAAAUGGGUUCACCACAAGCUCAUUACUGGUGGUUUGAAGAAAGAUCUUUAUGUAGAUACAGCUUUAACUGACAUGUAUGCCAAGUGUGGAGAUCUUCAAGCAGCCCAAGGAGUUUUUGAUAGCAUCUCAGAGCGAAGCGUGGUUUCAUGGAGUGCCAUGAUUGCUGGCUAUGGAAUACAUGGUCAGAUCAAUGUUGCCAUCUCACUCUUCAAUCAGAUGGUAGAUUCAGGAAUAAAACCAAAUAAAGUCACCUUCAUGAAUAUACUAUCAGCUUGUAGUCAUGUAGGAUCUGUGGAAGAAGGUAAGUUAUAUUUUAGCUCAAUGAGGGAUUUUGGCAUCAAGCCUAAUACAGAACAUUUUGCUAGUGUAGUUGACCUUCUGAGCCGAGCCGGCGAUCCUAGUGGUGCAUAUGAAAUUAUCAAAUCAAUGCCAUUUCAUGUGGAUGCUAGCAUCUGGAGUGCUCUGCUAAAUGGGUGUCGAAUCUACAAGAGAAUGGACAUGAUUAAAAGCAUAGAAAGUGAUCUUGUAGAUAUUUGUACAAAUGAUACUGGAUACUACACCUUAUUAUCUAAUAUAUAUGGAGAAGGGGGAGACUGGGAUGAAUUUGGGAAGGUGAGGUCAAUGAUGAAAGGUCUAACAAAGGUUCCUGGGUGGAGUACAAUUGAACUUAAUAAGAGAGUCUACAGGUUUGGAGCUGGGGGCACUUAUCAUUUGCAAACCAAUGAAAUAUACAGGAUUUUGGAUAAUUUUCCAACUAUAGCUAUUGAACAAGGAUGUGAUGUAGAAUAUAGAUAA